This is a messenger RNA of Aspergillus brunneoviolaceus CBS 621.78, 521 nucleotides long. RefSeq lists its product as uncharacterized. Bases 43 to 513 code for a protein of 156 amino acids. Lineage: Eukaryota; Fungi; Ascomycota; Eurotiomycetes; Eurotiales; Aspergillaceae. The record is from RefSeq and is a predicted model, not a curated record. The transcript has a single exon.
ACAUGUCCGCGCCAGGAUACCGUGUCCAAGCUCGCCGCGGCGAUGGACUCCGAAAACGCCGUUCUCGUGCGUGGCACCCCAGCCACCGGGAAAACGGUCCUGUGCCAAUUGCUCCGGGAAUACUACCUCGACCACAAUCGCAACGUGUAUCUCCUCCCUGUAUGGGGGCGCCAAGAAGCACCCCCCGGAUCCCCUUGGACUCAGUUCGGCUGGCGCCUGCGACAACGAGAUCCUGAGUUCGAUCCAACAUGGGCAUCGGUUCCUGCCAAGACGGUGAUUCUGAUCGACGAGGCUCAGGGUUCCUACCGCGACAUGAACUUCUGGAAUACGGUCAUCAAGGACGUGCAAUCUGGGCUUCGCCUGGGAGAUAUCAAGAUCUGCCUUUUCGCAUACUAUGGACACCCUGUGACCGGCGUGGAUUGGAGGGACCUGGACUAUGCAUAUACUCCGACGACGUUUGGUAUCGCGUCGCAUAUCACACUGGCCCCUCGACCUGGCCUGUACUCGGUUUAAAAUUGGCU